UUGCUCCUAUUGAUCAUGUCUAUGGUACACUGGGUAUUGUGGGAGCUACCUCCACACAGCGCUACUCUGACAUAUCAAAACUAAGAGAAGAAAUAGAGGGACAAGGAUCAUUCACUUUAUUUGCACCAAGCAAUGAAGCCUGGGACCAAUUAGAUUCAGAAAUUCACAGGAAUUUGGUUGACAAUGUAAAUAUUGAACUGUAUAAUGCUCUCCACCACCACAUGUUAAACAAGCGCAUGUUGACAAAAGAUCUUAAGAAUGGCAUGACCCUGGUAUCUAUGUAUAAUGGCCAGAAAUUGCUUAUUAACCAUUAUCCUAAUGGGGUUGUUACUGUUAACUGUGCCAGGAUCAUCCAUGGCAACCAGAUUGCUACCAAUGGUGUUGUCCAUGUCAUUGAUCGUGUCCUGACUGCUGUUGGAAAUACCAUUCAAGAUUUCAUUGAAGUCGAGGAUGAUCUUUCAUCGUUUAGA
This is a messenger RNA of Cyanistes caeruleus (blue tit), 470 nucleotides long. The record is from RefSeq and is a predicted model, not a curated record. NCBI's taxonomy places the organism in Eukaryota, Metazoa, Chordata, Aves, Passeriformes, Paridae.